AUGACAUGUGACAAGGAGAAUGUUGUCAUACCAUGUGGCCUGGAUCACCGACUUCCCCAGGGGGUCCUUGCGGUCCAGCAUGACCCUGAGAGAGAGCGAGAGAGAGAGGUUGGUGAAAGGCUUGCUCCAAAUAGAGUUGUUUGAAAUUAGUUCUUCAUGGGUUGUUUUUAACUUACAGGGUUUCCAUUUGGCCCAGGAGGUCCUCUUGCUCCUGCCUCCCCCUAAAACACAGAUGACAUCAUUGCACUCACAAUCAUUAUUGGUAAAAAGUAUGGCCCCACGGAGUCAACAAAUGGUUGUUCCAAACAUACAUCAACAUCACUAAGAUAAAAACAUCUGAUACAUCACAAAAGUUAAAUUAUCCAAGCCAUAGCAAAGACCCAAGAUGGUACCACUGCACCCUUCUUACCCUAGAUCCUGGCACCAUGGCUGUUUGGCCGGCCGAUUUCUCAUCCCCAAAGCCUCCAGCCAUCUGAGCUCCCAGUCCCUGGAGAAACAGAACAGUGAUUUAGAGUAUUGGAUAUGCAAUCUGCAACUCAGAGAACACUCAGCAUCUCAAUGGGACAGCUAACGGCCAGGUAUGCUGUCCUAUCCCCAUACUAUGUUUCCCAAUAGGCCAAAUGAUGUCCAGAUAAUCAAUCUGCUAAUGUUUUAUGGUUAGGGUCAUUCAUGCCUCCACUUCGACCCCAUCUCUUGUGUGGGCCUUUAUCACCUACCCCCACAUCACUCCUCUACUUCACACCUGGUAUCACUGCUGCCUCAUUAGUCAGGUAACCUUUGUUCUCUCAUCGGCCAGGUAAUCCCCAGGACCAAUCAAUGGUUAGGGAAUUACCCCACCCCCUCAUCCUUCAUUGUCAAGAACUACAGAUUUUCCUGGAUAAAUUUGAUAUAGCCUUUUACAGUUUAGUCCUUUAGCUGACACCAUCUACUCUGAUCCAGAGAGACUUGUGAUAAGUGUAGAACCUGCUGUUGGACUUGCCACUGAAGCUGAUUAUACUACCUCUGGUAUUUGGUAUUUUAUUAGGAUCCCCAUUAGUUGUUGUGAAAGUAGCAGCUACUCUUCCAUAUCAAUACAAACACACAAACUAUCUAGGUCAAAUAGGGGAGAGGCGUUGUGCCGUGAGGUGUUGGUUUAUCCAUUUUUUUAAACCAGGUUUAAUGUUAAUUUGAGCAAUAUGAGAUGGAACUGAGUUCCAUGCAAUAAUGUCUCUAUAUAAUACUGUACGCUUUCUUGAAUUUGUUCUGGAUUUGGCAACUGUGAAAAGACCCCUGGUGGCAUGUCUGGUGGGGUAAGUGUGUGUGUCAGAGCUGUGUGUAAGUGACUAUGCAAACAAUAUGGGAUUUUCAACACAUUAAUGUUUCUUAUAAAAAGAAGAGGUGAUGCAGUCAGUCUCUCCUCAACUCAUAGCCAAUAGAGACUGGCAUGCAUAGUAUUUAUAUUAACCCUCUGAUUACAAUGAAGACCAAGACGUGCCGCUCUGUUCUGGGUCAGCUGCAGCUUAACUAGGUCUUUCCUUGCAGCAUUCGACCACACGACUGGACAAUAAUCAAGAUAAGACAAAACUAGAGCCUGCAGGACUUGCUUUUUGGAGUGUGGUGUCAAAAAACAGAGCAUCUCUUUAUGAAAGGCAUGUUUGGCUAUUUGCUGAGGCCAUUACAGAGAGGAGGAAACUGACUGUCUGAGUGACAUAUGGCUUCUGAAUCGUCCCUCCAAGAAGAUUAUUUAUCCUGUCCUGUGUGCUGUGACAUCUUCAGUGAUCCUGUGUUUCUGUGUUGCAUCCACAGCCCUGUAAAACCUGCCUGGAGGAAUUAUGGAAAUGUAAGGAUGACCAGGAAUGUCCAGUCUGCAUGAAGAUCUCCUCCAUGCCUUUCCCAGCAGUGAGCCUGACCCUGAAGAGGCUGUGUGAGGGGUUCCUACAGCACAGGAGCUACAUGGAUGCAGUCAGGUCCGAGAGGUUCUGUACUCUGCACAAAGAGAAACUCAAGCUUUUCUGUUUGGAGGAUCAACAGCCUGUCUGUUUGGUGUGUCGGGAUUCAAGAAUACAAGUUCUGUCCCAUAAAUGAAAUUGUCCAGGAUCACAAGGAGAGAGUAAAGGCUGAACUGGAGCCCUUGAAGAAGAAGCUGAGUCUCUUCUCUGAAGCUAAACUAGCCUGUGAUCAAACAGCAGAGUACAUAAAGACAUAGGUCGUUCAUACACACAUGCAGAUCAGGACAGACUUGAAAGAUUUUCUUACAAUUACAGUGGGGAAAAAAAGAAUUUAGUCAGCCACCAAUUGUGCAAGUUCUCCCACUUAAAAAGAUGAGAGAGGCCUGUAAUUUUCAUCAUAGGUACACAUCAACUACGACAGACAAAUUGAGAAUUUUUUUUCCAGAAAAUCACAUUGUAGGAUCUUUUAUGAAUUUAUUAGCAAAUUAUGAUGGAAAAUAAGUAUUUGGUCACCUACAAACAAGCAAGAUUUCUGGCUCUCACAGACCUGUAACUUCUUCUUUAAGAGGCUCCUCUGUCCUCCACUCGUUACCUGUAUUAAUGGCACCUGUUUGAACUUGUUAUCAGUAUAAAAGACACCUGUCCACAACCUCAAACAGUCACACUCCAAACUCCACUAUGGCCAAGACCAAAGAGCUGUCAAAGGACACCAGAAACAAAAUUGUAGACCUGCACCAGACUGGGAAGACAAUAGGUAAGCAGCUUGGUUUGAAGAAAUCAACUGUGGGAGCAAUUAUUAGGAAAUGGAAGACAUACAAGACCACUGAUAAUCUCCCUCGAUCUGGGGCUCCACGCAAGAUCUCACCCCGUGGGGUCAAAAUGAUCACAAGAACGGUGAGCAAAAAUCCCAGAACCACACGGGGGGACCUAGUGAAUGACCUGCAGAGAGCUGGGACCAAAGUAACAAAGCCUACCAUCAGUAACACACUACGCCGCCAGGGACUCAAAUCCUGCAGUGCCAGACGUGUCCCCCUGCUUAAGCCAGUACAUGUCCAGGCCCGUCUGAAGUUUGCUAGAGUGCAUUUGGAUGAUCCAGAAGAGGAUUGGGAGAAUGUCAUAUGGUCAGAUGAAACCAAAAUAGAACUUUUUGGUAAAAACUCAACUCGUUGUGUUUGGAGGACAAAGAAUGCUGAGUUGCAUCAAAAGAACACCAUACCUACUGUGAAGCAUGGGGGUGGAAACAUCAUGCUUUGGGGCUGUUUUUCUGCAAAGGGACCAGGAUGACUGAUCCGUGUAAAGGAAAGAAUGAAUGGGGCCAUGUAUCGUGAGAUUUUGAGUGAAAACCUCCUUCCAUCAGCAAGGGCAUUGAAGAUGAAACGUGGCUCGGUCUUUCAGCAUGACAAUGAUCCCAAACACACCGCCCGGGCAACGAAGGAGUGGCUUCGUAAGAAGCAUUUCAAGGUCCUGGAGUGGCCUAGCCAGUCUCCAGAUCUCAACCCCAUAGAAAAUCUUUGGAGGGAGUUGAAAGUCCGUGUUGCCCAGCGACAGCCCCAAAACAUCACUGCUCUAGAGGAGAUCUGCAUGGAGGAAUGGGCCAAAAUACCAGCAACAGUGUGUGAAAACCUUGUGAAGACUUACAGAUAACGUUUGACCUGUGUCAUUGCCAACAAAGGGUAUAUAACAAAGUAUUGAGAAACUUUUGUUAUUGACCAAAUACUUAUUUUCCACCAUAAUUUGCAAAUAAAUUCAUUAAAAAUCCUACAAUGUGAUUUUCAGGAUUUUUUUUUCUCAUUUUAUCUGUCAUAGUUGACGUGUACCUAUGAUGAGAAUUACAGGCCUCUCUCAUCUUUUUAAGUGGGAGAACUUGCACAAUUGGUGGCUGACUAAAUACUUUUCCCCCCCACUGUAUACUAGAAGAAGAGAAGGCCAGGAUACGUGCUCUGAGGGAGGAAGAGAAGGAGAAGAUUCGGAUGAUAAAGGAGAAGACCGAAGAGAUUAGCAAAAUAAUCUCAAGUCUUUCAGUUAAAAUCAGAGCCGUAGAAGAGUGUCUAAAAGGUGACCACAUCACCUUCCUGCAGAGAUACAAGGCCACUCUAUACAAGGCCAGAUCCCAGUCCCCACUCCCAGGUCCACAGCUGAACUCAGGAGCACUAAUAGACAUGGUCAAUCACCUGUGCAACCUGCAGUUCAGCGUCUGGGAGAAGUUGCAGGAGAUUGUGAAAUACUAUCCUGUGACCCUGGACCCCAACACUGCCAACCCAGAUCUGCUGAUGUAUCAUGACCUGGCAAGGUUUCGACUCAGAGACUCUCUCCCUUUCGAGGGAGACGAGAUGAUUUCUCCACCUGACAACCCAGAGAGGAUCAAUCUCUACAAAGGGGUUCUGGGUUCUGAGGGUUUCGACACACAGCUGGGAGGUGGAGGUUAA
Messenger RNA from Coregonus sp. 'balchen', 4354 nucleotides. The record is from the annotation of a GenBank genome assembly. NCBI's taxonomy places the organism in Eukaryota, Metazoa, Chordata, Actinopteri, Salmoniformes, Salmonidae.